Messenger RNA from Carassius carassius (crucian carp), 2920 nucleotides. RefSeq lists its product as uncharacterized. NCBI's taxonomy places the organism in Eukaryota, Metazoa, Chordata, Actinopteri, Cypriniformes, Cyprinidae. The transcript is spliced from 7 exons. The record is from RefSeq and is a predicted model, not a curated record. The coding region runs from base 179 to 1768 and encodes 529 amino acids.
UCUGGAUGCUGCUCUGAGCAGCUUUAAUGAAGAGAGUCGCGUCUCUCCAAACUUUACAAGACCCCUGACCGUCCAACACGCACCUCCAGCGGAACAAAGCCGUUUUAAAAGUAACUUUCCCGAAAAUAGCUACACAAGCAAGCCAGGACAUCCAAACAUACCUUUACACAGCCAAAGCAUGAAGCUCCAGUGCUUUUCUCUUCUUAUUUGUGCUUUACUCAUUGGCGAGUGCUGCGGGUCUCGUCUGGACCGCUGGGUCCGAACUGGACUUCAGUACGUGAAGCUCAACCUGUGCCGGAGGGUCUCUCUACCGGAGACCGAGUGCAGGAAGCUGUCCCACCUGCACCUGAGCGGGGUGGUCGUGUACGUGACCGAGUCCGGCUCGGGGAAAGUGCUGGCGAUCCUGCCGGACUCAUACUCGAGCGGCGCGCUGCAGUCCAAACAGAGCGGCUUUUCUGCGGACGCGAGCGCGGAAGAUGAGCGCAGGGCGAACGAAGAGCUGUACCCCGGCGCGAGCGCGCAUGACGCCGCGCUGCUGCUGGACCCCAGCCCCGGCGAGAGCUUCGGACACCCGGUGGUCCUGUUCUAUGUGGACUUCAACACAACCAAGAAGAAAUGUGCUCAUAUGGACGGCAUUUACCUGGGGGAGGAGUGCUUGACGAUGGCUGUGAAGACACGCUGCCAGAACCAGCUGAAGCGGAGGAGGAGUCGCAGCGACCGUAUGGUGAGCCGAGUGAGAACCCGCAGGAGCACGACGGGCAGAACCGGCCGAGCGGAGCACAGCAGCGGCCUCUGUGAGAUUCACUUUCUCCCUCUGGUUGUGGGAGUGAAAGAUAGCAACCGAACCCAACGCCUGCACUGUGUGGAUCACCCAGACUUUGCCAGAUGCCCGCAGCCUUUGCCACUGACCAGUCCCAGCACACCCAUCUCCAGCUGUGAGCUCAAUAAAAACACCCGCCGGUGCCAUCAGCAACGCCUGGCCACACACCUGUCCUGCCGCCUCUACCAGACCUGUGAUCAUGCUGUUCUCCUGUCAGGUGGCUGGCAGGAGCAGAUAACAUACCAACAACAUGCAAAGAACCUGCAGCUCUUCGAUCAGAUGCUGAGGAACAACGGCUUCCAUAAGGACCACAUAAAGACAUUCUUUGCUGGGAAUGGACAGGUAGCAGCUAAAGAGACCGAGGGCAUGUAUCCAGCCACAGAGAAAGAAGUGAUCAGGAAUCACAUUUCCUACAUCUGCCGGAAGCAGCACUGUGUGGAUUCUCUGGUUCUGUACCUGAACAGCCCCACACGCAACGACGGCACCAUGCUGCUCUGGGACCGCAAUAACAACGGCAUUGCAGAUCUGAAGGAGCGUUACUCUGUGGGUGAACUGUUGGCGGAUCUGGCCGGAUGCAGGGCGAGCCGGGUGCUGCUCUUUGUGGAGCAGAGCUACAGUGGAGUCCUCAGCAAGAGACUGAUGGGAUCUCUCAAACACGUCAAUGUCGUGCUGCUGAACGGCCUGCCCUGGGUGCACACAGCCGAGUUCUGGGCCUCUCUGCACCCAUCCGAGUGCCUCAUAGACCACCUCAGUAAGCAGAGUUCUGCGAUGCCCCGACUGGCUGAUGCUGCUCUGGGACUGAUGAACGUGACUCUGGCCGGUGCCCCAUGCAACUCCACCCCUCCUCUCACCGAAGCCGAAAUUAGGAAGGAGUACAUGGGCUGCCAGAACCUCCCUACAGCUCUGUGGUACCAAAAACGGCCCAAGACCAACAACAGCAGGAAUUGAGCAAACUGACCGCUUCCAGGACAUUCAGAAGGAAAAGAGCCAACUCGACUGUUCCCAAUACAUAAUUCGGACACUCCAGUGGAGUACUUCCAUGAGAACCAAGUACCAACGAGUAGUCCUAGAAGUAUGACUUUGUAUAAUGCACAAAUCCAUGACCAGCUCUUUCCUUUCACCAAAAAAAAUAAAAUACCCCUGUGUGUGCGCACUAAUUUUCACCCGGUGAUGCACACAGACCCUGACAAGCUGUUGAGGAACGGAGACUGCAUAAUGUGUGCUUAAGAGAUCGACAGAAGAGGUGGUAAUGCAGGACAGAGAGAGAGAAAACGUCUGACAUGUCCUCACUUUGAACCUCAUUUCCCCUGCUUGCUGUUCUGUAGAAGGCGUCCCGUGGGGAGCGUCCCAUGCAAACUUCUCCUCUCUCCGCCUGCCAUGGGGGUUCAGCGCAGGGGCAUCCGCGCUCCUUUACCAGAGUGCUCUUCCGUGGGUCAUCGCACAGGGCGCGCCUGGAACUGAACAAUGGUGACAAGGCCACUCUGAAACACACCUCACACUCACUUGAACAUUUCAGGACAAAUCUCCUUGUCCCUCCUUCAGCUCAGUAAGGGACAGGGCGGUCCAGCAUGAUUUAGUAAUGAGAAAUGUUCCCUCACCACGUCUGGACCCUAGCAGACACUGGGCUCUGCAAGCAUGUAUUUAAGUCAGACCUCUUAUUCCUCACUGUACUAACCACUCUGUCCGCAGUAUUCGCUUAUCUCCGCAAACAUUUAAUCGCCAGUCGCCGAUAAUGUUGACAGUGAUGAGAAGGUAUUUCAGGCCCCACGCCAGCUCCUGUGGGAAUUCAUACACAUUCUUCAGAAAAUUACAAACAGUAGGAUGAUAUUUUUCUGCAGUGCAUCUACUUGUUUAGAAAUAUACGCUCUUGUUCAAAUGUUUGGGGUUAGUACGAUUGUUUUAGUUUUUGAAAGAAGCAAGUCUCUAAUGUUCAGCAAGGCUGCAUUUAUUUGAUCAAAACAGUAAAUAUUCUUACAAUUUAAAAUGACAUUUCUAUUUCAAAAAUAUUUGAAUCCUUUCAAAAAUUGAUUUUUAUCCUUCAGAAAUCAUUGUUAUAUGCCGGUUUGGUGCAAACGUUUAUUAUUUAUUUUUAUCAAUAUU